AUAAAUAUUGUCGAUUCCUUUGUACAGGCUGAGGGAGAUAUAACUCGGUCGUAAGAAUUUUGUGUUGUUAUUUUGUAAAUGUUAGCUGUAAUUAAAAAAUUAGCUUUAAUGAUAUGUUGAUGAAGUAAUUAGAAAUUAAAGAAAAGAACUUUGGAAUAAUAGGUCAGAAUAAACAGAAAGAAAAACACAAACAAGAAUUAUAAUCACAAUUCGAGCCAACACACGCAGAAGGUAGUGUUUUGUGUUCGAAAUAAAUUCUAACAAUAAUUCGAAUGUCACGAUUCUUCGGAAGAUGUAAACACGACGUGUAAAGAUUUUUUUGGUUAACAAAUUUAUUUGAGAAAAGAAACAAUGGGAUGUGGUACCAGUUCUAAUGCUAAAGUUGAUCCCACUAGGGAAAAAGCGUCACCAUCCAAAAACACAAGUAAUAACCAGUUACGUGGAGAUAGGCUUUCUAUGGUUGAUGCCAGACAAAAACGAGAAGAUGAUAAUAGAGAAAGAAGAAGAAGACUUAGUUCUUUAGUUCCAAACCAAGUGAACAUAGCAACAAGCAGAAAUUCAAGCAAACGAGGUAGCUUAGCAUUGGUGGAGGAGAAUAAAAACUUGUCAGAAACUUCCGACGUGCAGAACGAUAAAAAUCAUACUAAAAAUAAAGAUGUAGCGAAAAAGAUUUCUAAUGGACACCACAAACACGAAAAGACAAAUAUUAUUUCAAAUUUAGACGAAAAUGACGCAAAUCGCCAUAAAUCAAAACUUUCUCAAGAAGACUUCAAAAAUGAAAAAAAUAAUGUAAAUACGGAAAAGAUAUCAGAAGACAGCCGAAUGAUAUAUGUUGGUCCGGUAAGUGACAGUCCUAGAAUGUCUGUUGACAGCGUAGUGCUUAAAAAUAACGCAAAUGCAUUUGUGAACAAUAUCAUGGCGAACGCAUUGACACAAGUUGAAGAUGAUAAAAUUACUAAUGAACAUGUCAUAAAUAAAACUACAUCAAAUACUUCGUUAAGGACUACUUCACCUGUCAAUACAGCUCGUUCAAAUGGAAGUGCCAAUAUGGAAGUUCAAGCUAAAGAUAUUGUUGGUAAUGUUUUAAAUCAAGCUUUAGUUCAACUGACAAACGAAAAUGCUUCAUCGGAAAACAAAUGAGAUUAUUGUGAAAUAUGUUAGUUUUACCCUCUAAGCAUAAACGUUUCAGUCAUUUUUUAAAAAUAACCUCGAGGUUCAUUUAAUUCCUUUGGUGUCUGUAUAUAUAUUUUGAAUAAAACAAAACACUUGUGAAAAAGUUAAAAGAAUUGUAUAUAUUGUCAAUUUUAACAUUCUUGUAAGAAAUAUCAGUUUAAUGUUAUUUAUAUAAGAAUCUAUUUUUAUCUGCUGAA
Hydractinia symbiolongicarpus is the source of this 1370-nucleotide messenger RNA. RefSeq lists its product as uncharacterized. The record is from RefSeq and is a predicted model, not a curated record. NCBI's taxonomy places the organism in Eukaryota, Metazoa, Cnidaria, Hydrozoa, Anthoathecata, Hydractiniidae. The transcript has 3 exons. The coding region runs from base 352 to 1140 and encodes 262 amino acids.